Molecule: messenger RNA, 2069 nt
Organism: Gigantopelta aegis
Lineage: Eukaryota; Metazoa; Mollusca; Gastropoda; Neomphalida; Peltospiridae
Exons: 6
Coding region: 48-950 (300 amino acids)
Source: RefSeq, a predicted model, not a curated record
GUACAUUGAUCUGUUACAGAAACACGAAGGAGCAGGCUAUUCAAGGCAUGGCUGACCUCGCAUCUGACGCUGUAGACUUUGUGAUCAAGCUGAAGGAUGAUUCUGUUGUAAACAGCUCCACUGUGGUGCCUCUAAAUGACCAGCUCACCUUCCAGUUUAACGUAAACAGAGAAAAAGUGCCAGGGGGAGAAAGUUGCAAAGUCACUGAAUCAACUGGUUACCAGUCAAAAGGUGGGCCUGAUAAAGAACUUUUAGACGUGGGAAGUGCGGACGAUUGUAAGUCUAUUUGCAAGGAAGAUCCUCUGUGCAAAGCUGUUGACUACUUCGCAACCAUGAAGUUUUGCCACCUGUUCCACAGGGUCAUCACCCUCUUGAGUUACUCGUCUAAAUACGUCCACUAUGACAUCGAUUGUGGUUCUGUGACAGUUACGCAGUGUGAGGCGUCUAAUGGUCAGUCGGGAGAUAACAAGGAAAAUAUGAAGCUUAUUGAAAACAGCUGUCCGUCCGAGGUGGUGGGCAAACUGAUGGGCAAGGAUCUCACUCAAGUUACUAACAACCAAGUUGUAUUCAAGAUGCACCCAUUCAAGUUCAACCAUAACAACGCCAUCUCGAUAGAGUGCACGGUUAAAGUGUGCAGCGGUGGGACUUCCGCGGAGUGUCCUAUACCUGACUGCAGAGGACUGACUCGGAAACGAAGAUCAGCGGACAGAUCUGAUGAAAGAGUUAGAAGGACGAUCUUCAUCCUGGACCCAGAAUUCAAAUCGACAAGAAAGUCUGACUCUUCGAAGAACAAAUCUGUUUCUGUGAAUGACGUCACAACCCCGAUUGUGGCUGGCAUUGCCAUAGUGAUCAUACUGCUGCUUGUCUGCAUUGUGGUCUUGUUGGUUGUCAAGAAGAGAAGGUCCAAUCAGAAGUCUCAAGACGAGGGCGUGAAUAAUCACACCAUUUAAUCAGCUUUUCCAGAUACAUCACAAACACAUCUGAUUUAAUUUUUAUAGCAGGCAACUGACGGAACAAUGCUAGCUUAACCACUAUUAUUUGGACUUUAGAUGACUUUAAAUAUUUCGUUCAAUUUGUUCAUUCAGUCAUUAUGUUCUUUCAAAACUUUGUAAGUUAAAUAUAUGUAAGUUCAAAGAAGAAAAAAAAAGAAGAAGAAAUAUUUCACUGACAUUCUAAAAAAUUCACAAGUCAGAAUCAACUGAAUCAGUGAUUAAUUUUGAAAACCUUAUACCAACACAUUUACAGACGACUUCGGCUGUUGAUUCUCGUGCUGAUGUUAAUAUAGAGCACAUUGAUUAUUGGAUGUCAAACAUUUGGCCAUUUUGACGCAGUCAUAAAGAGGAAACCCUGUACAUUAUUCCAUUUGUAACAAGGCAUAUUUUAUAUGCACGGUCCCACAUACAGGAUAACACAUACUGGCCGGAAUGAUCAGGAGUGCGCUUUACCACCAGACUACGUCCCGCCCUAUAUAGAGACACGGUCUGAAUAGAAAUCAGAAAGUUAGAACCGUAAUACGUGUUCAGAGCCGUGUCUCUGCACAAUGCAGUGGGCACUGGGCAAACUAAUAUUCGACUCCAUGAAUCACUAUCUAGUACCUCGUCUAUAGGAGGACAGCCACUCAAGAGAAGGUCCUUAAUGGACAUUUCAACCUGCUUGCACCAGCAGAAAGAGGACUGCCACUCCCAGACUAGUUUACUGAAUCAAAAUUGCAUUAAAUUGUGAUAAAUUACGGAAGCCAUUAAGUCCGUUUUCUCGAAACACUGAUGGUGAUACAUUAGCAUGUACGGUUCACAUGCGAUGUUUGAAUAAACAACUGGUACAACUGUGGACAAAUGAAGGUUUGUAAUCGUGGAUGUUUCCUUCUCAUCUUUUUCAUCAACUGCACGAAACAGAUAGCAUCACCUACAUCAUGGUCCCAUGGACCUGCUCAGUCUUUUAUUUAUGAUCUUUUAUAUAAUUUUCAAUAAAAUCUUGACUUGCAGGGUUUUCAAAGAACAGAAAUAUGUUUUAGUGCAUAAUUAUAAACACCGCUUUUAAACUGAAUUGUAAUAAACAGAUGAGCAAUACAA